Molecule: messenger RNA, 498 nt
Organism: Lottia gigantea (owl limpet)
Lineage: Eukaryota; Metazoa; Mollusca; Gastropoda; Lottiidae
Exons: 4
Coding region: 1-498 (165 amino acids)
Source: RefSeq, a predicted model, not a curated record
AUGGUGCUGUCAAUUGUACAAGCAUCAGAAGAUACAUCGUAUUAUUUAUUGACAGCUAAUUUAGGAAUUAGCAGUAUUAUCGGAAUAGUAGUGGUAAGUUGUACAUUCCAAUUUUUCUCAAUGAAUUUACAUGGAGAGUCAUUUUCACAUUGUACUGUACAUGAGCAGCGUCUUCUUCACUAUGUCAAACUAUUAAGAACUCGUCGUAUGCCUUGGCUUCACAAGCCACAGAAAAUGAAUUGGUGGUAUCGUGGAGGAGAUUUGGCAGUUGAUAAGUACUGGUUCAUCAUAGUGGUUGCAUUAGUUCUGAGUUUUCAGUCCAUUAUGACAGAUAUAUUUGUGUUUCAUGGCAAACAGCCAGUCGAGGCAAUAACGACAACUCUGUCACCGGGAAAUAGAACCACACCUAUAACAAUGGUGACCAUUAGGAACAAUACAAAUAAAACUCUUAUAAAUAAUCUCAUGACAACACCUACUGUGGUUUAUUAUCUUCAUUAA